Pieris napi is the source of this 2959-nucleotide messenger RNA. Its product is annotated as F-box/LRR-repeat protein 14-like. Gene Ontology annotation, biological process: SCF-dependent proteasomal ubiquitin-dependent protein catabolic process. Gene Ontology annotation, molecular function: protein binding. The record is from RefSeq and is a predicted model, not a curated record. Bases 195 to 2195 code for a protein of 666 amino acids. The transcript is spliced from 3 exons. Gene Ontology annotation, cellular component: SCF ubiquitin ligase complex. Lineage: Eukaryota; Metazoa; Arthropoda; Insecta; Lepidoptera; Pieridae.
GUCGUUCGGAGUUUUUGUUCAGAAUCAGUCCUAUGACUUUACAAUCAUCAUCGUUUCGGUUUUAAAUUUUUAUAAAGUGUCAUGCAGUUUAGAUGUAAAUAUAAAUGUUGUGGGAUUUGACAACAAAACAAGCAUAAUACGGUUGUAUAAUAAGAUGUUAAAGGCAAGUUUAAGUUUUCCGUAAAAAGUUUAAAAUGGAAUUACCAUACGAGGUACUAGUGUACAUAUUUAAGUAUUUACCCAAAUCGGACCGAAAAUCUGCAAGUGAAACAUGUCGCUCUUGGUACUUAGCGGCUAACGAUUAUAGUUUCCUAAAAAAUAAAACUGUUAUACUAUACAAAGCAGAUUUAAAUGAUGAAAUUUCUCCACUACAAAUCUUUGAAGACUCUGAUAUUCUUUAUGACAACUUUUUAUUUUGUGAGGUUGAAUUGUCCAAUAAAUUAAAAAACUUUUGGGAUAGAAAUGGUGUAAACAUAAGAUGCCUAACACUACAAAACUGUGAUAUAAGAGAAAAAGUUUUUGUUAAUAUUUUACAGAAAUGUACAAACUUAGAGAUUCUAAAUAUUGAAAACUGUAAAGACUUGUUUAUGUCAGGAUGCCUAUUAGAAGGAAAAACUGAAGGGCUACUCGCAACUAGUUUAAAGAAAUUGAAAUGUUUGAGUUUGUCAGGAAAUCAAUACCUUACAGAUGCCUUAUUCAGCCGGUUUGUUGAGACAGCUCCUGAAUUAGAAGAACUAAAUUUAUCAGGAUGCUCACUGCAGUUUCAUUUGGGUCUUGUUAAAAGAUUCUAUCCUCCGGGAUCUAAUAUAUAUGAUAAUCCAUCAGAGAGUGUCUUAACAUUUUACUUUGUACAUCAGUUUUUAACAGCAAGGGCUAAGAAUAUAAAAAGACUAUUGUUUUCUAAGACAUUAAUUGAUGGUGUAGCUCUUAAAUCACUAGCAGAAACAGAACACCUAAAACUGCAAUAUCUUCAAGUACACUCUUGCGAUCAACUUACUAAUGUUGGCAUAUCUUCGCUAUCAAACUAUCAGUUUUGCUUAAGAGAGCUUGAUAUUGGACUUUGCACAAGAGUAACUGAUCAGUCUUUAGUGUAUAUUUGUAAUAAUUUAGUAAAUCUAGAAUGCUUAAACAUUCAAAGAUGUAGAGCUGUUACAGAUUUAGGAGUAGUUGAAUUACAGAAACUAAAGAAGCUUAAGCAACUGAAUAUAUCCCAAUGUGAUCUUAUCAGCAAAGAAGGUAUUGAGAAAGGUAUCUGUUCUUAUGAAAAUACUAUUUUGGAAGAGUUAGAUAUAAAUUCUCUUAACUUGGAACAGAGUGGUUUGAUUAUGAUUUCUGAAAAGUUACCUAACCUCCGUAUGCUAGAUAUCAGCUAUUGUUUCAAUGCAGUGACAGACACUUCAAUCCAACUUAUUUUCAAGAAUCAAAUAUAUUUGCACACUUUAAAGUUAAGUCAUUGUGAUAAAGUAUCUGAUGCUGGCCUUACGGGUAUGGGUAAAGUGGAAACAGAAGGGCAAGAAGAUGGUAAUAUAACAUCAAAUUAUGAUAGCUCCAUAACAAACAACAAGAUCUAUCUUGGCUCGAGGGCUGAAGAAGAAAUUGUGCGAGAUGCCAGACGGAAAUAUGAAGUCAUGCUUUUGUGUGAAAAAUUAUCCAUGGAAUCAUAUAGUGGAUAUUCUUUGGCACGCUUUAGGAGCCUCAGAGACUUAAAUAUAAGUGGCUGUAAUAGAAUAACAGAUGUAAGUCUAACAUAUGCCUUUUCAUUUAAAGAACUUGUGUGUCUUAACCUUAGCCGAUGUCAACAAAUAACUCAUGAAGGGAUAAUGCAUCUAGUCAAAAACUGCCCUAGUAUUGAAUAUUUUAAUCUGACAGACUGUUAUAACUUAAAAGAUGAUGCUGUAAUUGAAAUUGUCAGAGGGCUCAAGAGAUUGAGGCACUUGGAAUUAAGGGGUUGCAAUCAAUUAACAGACACAACAAUUCAAGGAAUUAUCAGUAAUUGCAAGAAGUUAACAUUUCUUGAUGUUCAGGGUUGUCGUAAUAUGUCGGCAGAACUAGUUUGUACAUUAGGAAUGCAAUUGCCAACCCUCCAUACAGUACUUUUCUCAAAACCAGGUCCCUACAUUGAUGAUGGCGUUAAAAAUAGAUCAACAGCACCAACUUUUUUACCUACCCUAAUGCGUAAAUUACGUAUUCAUUAGUUUAAAAAUUCAUUGAAUUAUAAUGACAUGCAUGUGACUUUCAUGUCUCAAAAAAAUUGUAUGUAGUCGUGAUAGUGGACUAAUAAAAAUGUCUGGAAAUUUUUGUCAUAAAAUGUAGCUAACGGAUUUUAUUUUUUAGAAAAUGUCUAAAUAGACAAGUAAUCUAGAUAAAUUAGCCACUCUAGAAAAGUUUUGUGCAAUACAAAUUAAACUAAAUUUUGUGUGAAUGUAAAAAUUUGUGUUAAAAUAUUAAUAAAAGAUAGUUAUAUUUUUGUGGCAAGCUCCUCGAAAACGUAUACUCAUAUAAUGAGAAAUAAAGUUAAUUAGGUAUAUACUUAACUGUAUUUCAGAACAUAAAUAUAAUAAUUUAAAGUAUUAAAAUAAUGAUUGUAAGGUCUAAUAAAAUUCUCCCACAUCAAACGAAAUAUAAUCACUGUUAAAAAUAUUAGGAAACACCAUGGGUUCCCAUUAUAACCCAAUACAAGUACAACUUUAUUGCCAGUAGUCAAUAUUUCACGUCAAUUUGGAAUCAUCCCCUACUAAAUGUAUCUGGGGUAUGUGGGCUCCAUUUCAGGAUCAGAGAAGAGAGUACACACUAAAAUUACUUCCGGUACUUCCAUCGUCAUUUGAGAGGUCACUUUCGCAUUUUACAGGGAAACCGAAGACGAAAUUCCUUAACUGGAACCGCUUAUUUAAGAUUAACUUUUAAUUAAUUAACAGUGUUAAUAUUUUUAAUAAAUAAUGGAAGGAAUAAUAAAACUCAA